AUGUCGGCCGAGUUCUGUGUGUUUGCCAAUCAAUGCGACAGCUACAGUGUGGCGCUGAAAUGCAAACUGACGUGUGGGUUGUGUACACCAGAAGGUGUUGUAACAAGCAAAACGGAAACAACGACUGAUUCUGCGCAAGGGGAGGUAUCUAACACUAUUGUUGUGAAAAAACGACAAGCGGAUUCAACAACACCGUCAACAGAGACACAAAACUGUUUUGACGAAUUUAACGAUGAGAUCUGUGACUAUCUUCAACCACAAUGCUAUAAUCCUGAUAUUAUCCUAAAAUGUCGAAAGAAAUGCGGAUACUGUGACAAAGACGUUCCUGUCGAGACAACGCAAACACCAUUUACAUACAGUCCUGGUACCGUCCCACAUGAUACUCUAACACCAGGGGUCGUCACUACAACAACACAAGAGGGCGUCACUACAACAACUAAUGGACUGACAUUUUCGCCAUCUACUGCACCUUGUACUGACACAUGUUGUGACGAGAUGUCGGCCGAGUUCUGUGUGUUUGCCAAUCAAUGCGACAGCUACAGUGUGGCACUCAAAUGCAAACUGACGUGUGGGUUGUGUACACCAGAAGGUGUUGUAACAAGCAAAACGGAAACAACGACUGAUUCUGCGCAAGGGGAGGUAUCUAACACUAUUGUUGUGAGAAAACGACAAGCGGAUUCAACAACACCGUCAACAGAGACACAAAACUGUUUUGACGAAUUUAACGAUGAGAUCUGUGACUAUCUUCAACCACAAUGUUACAAUCCUGAUAUUAUCCUAAAAUGUCGAAAGAAAUGCGGAUACUGUGACAAAGACGUUCCUGUCGAGACAACGCAAAUACCAUUUACAUACAGUCCUGGCACCGUCCCACAUGUUACCCUAACACCAGAGGUCGUCACUACAACAACUAAUGGACUGACAUUUUCGCCAUCUACUGCACCUUGUACUGACACGUGUUGUGACGAGAUGUCGGCCGAGUUCUGUGUGUUUGCCAAUCAAUGCGACAGCUACAGUGUGGCGCUGAAAUGCAAACUUACGUGCGGAUUGUGCACACCAGAAGGUACAACGUCAGAGAGUCUAGUUACAACUCAGGUGUCAUCGACAUUUUCGUCUCAGCCUUCGUCCGUAUUAAACAUGACUUCGAUGACAUCGAAAGCGCCGACGACAGUGUGUGAAGACAAUGAAAAAGACAAUUGUAUAGAUUUAUUGCUACAGUGUGAUGAUCAAAACAUAGCACAACGCUGUCGAAAGACUUGUGGAAUUUGUUCUGUAGGUACAACGCAAGCUUCAUACCAGUCAUCCGACGUUGGCACAUAUGCGAUCAGAAAAAAGCAGUUGGUGCAAACUGAACCCUUAUCCUAUGAUGAUGCAAAGUCUUCUACUACAGGAAGUUGGGUAACAACUGGAAGUAGCAAUUUAACAACGGGUUUACCACCAACUCUGACCUGCAACAAAAUGGCGGACGCCCAGAUAGUGGUGGCCGACCCGGUUAACCGAAUCUGCUAUUACCAAUUUACGCAGGACGAGAAAGUGGCGGAGGCCAAGGCAAGGUGUGGUAGGGCCAAUCUACACUUAGUUCAUCUGGAAACGGAAGAGGAAGAACUUUUUCUCAAUAAAAAGCUACAAGCCGCCGGUCAUGCUGACCAGUUCUGGCUUGGUCUGGAGAAGAUAAGUGGACAGUGGGUGUGGGUGGACGGUCUCCGCCAUACACCUGUGACGUCAGAGACUUACUGGGAAGGAUCGGAUGAUGGUAACUUUGUCUAUAACACUCUCAAAGAUCACUGGAAAAGAGCCACUGACAGCAUGUAUUAUAAUACUGUGUGCGAAGAUAACAUGCCCUAG
Ylistrum balloti is the source of this 1842-nucleotide messenger RNA. RefSeq lists its product as uncharacterized. The transcript has 7 exons. The record is from RefSeq and is a predicted model, not a curated record. NCBI's taxonomy places the organism in Eukaryota, Metazoa, Mollusca, Bivalvia, Pectinida, Pectinidae. The coding region runs from base 1 to 1842 and encodes 613 amino acids.